GCUACUAUAAAUCUAAAAAUCUAGAAUACAUACAUACAUACAGAGAGAAAAAGAGAGAGAUGGAUAGUUUGUUUACUGCGAAUGGCAAGUUCAAUCCAAAUGAGACGAGAGGGAAGGUCAUCAGUUGCAAGGGUGCUGUUGUAUGGGGUCCGGGACAACCCUUCGUGAUGGAAAAAGUGCAAGUGGAUCCUCCACAGAAAAUGGAGGUUCGAGUUAAGAUCCUCUUCACAUCAAUCUGUCAUACCGAUCUGAGCGCUUGGAAAGGCGAGAACGAAGCUCAACGAGCCUAUCCUCGGAUACUGGGUCACGAAGCGGCCGGGAUCAUCGAGAGCGUUGGCGAAGGAGUGGUGGACAUGAAGGAAGGAGACCACGUUAUUCCCAUCUUUAACGGCGAGUGCGGCGACUGUGCCUACUGCAAGUCUGAGAAAACCAACCUCUGUCAGAGAUUCCGUGUAAACCCAAUGAAAGUCGCCAUGGAAAAUGACGGCAAGACAAGGUUUUGGACGCUCGACGGCCGGCCCAUCUACCAUUUCCUCAACACAUCCACUUUCAUCGAGUACACUGUUCUCGACUUGGCCUGUGUUGUGAAGAUCGACCCACAUGCUCAUCUACGGAAUAUGAGCUUGCUAAGCUGUGGAGUUUCUACAGGAGUUGGAGCUGCAUGGAAGACGGCAAACGUGCAAACUGGGUCCAGCGUUGCCAUCUUUGGGCUGGGUGCCGUGGGCCUUGCUGUGGCUGAAGGAGCACGAUUAAGAGGAGCCUCUCGAAUCAUCGGAAUCGACAUAAACCCGAGCAAAUUCAUCAAAGGCAAAUUGCUGGGAAUCACCGAUUUCAUAAACCCGAAGGACCUGGAGAGACCAGUCCAUGAGAUUAUAGCCGAAAUGACGGGAGGAGGAGUAGACUACAGCUUUGAGUGUACAGGCGAUUCGGCAGUUCUCCGGGAGGCUUUUUUCUCCACCCAUGAUGGAUGGGGAUUGACUGUAAUUUUGGGAGUACAUACAUCGCCAAAGAUGCUCCCUUUCCAUCCAAUGGAAUUAUUUGAUGGGAGGAAACUCGUUGGAUCAGUCUUUGGGGACUUCAAAGGGAAAACCCAGUUGCCUCAUUUUGCAGAGCAAUGCAUGCGUGGGAAGGUGAAUUUGGAUGAAUUUAUAACUCACGAGCUUCCCUUCACUAAGAUUAGUGAAGCAUUUCAGCUGCUCAUGGAUGGAAAAUCGUUGAGAUGCCUUCUACACCUUUCAGAUUAGAUGGAUGUUUCAUGAUGACUAAAACUAGAAUAAUAUGGGUGCAACCCAAAUGUAUCCAUUCAAUCCAACACUCUGUAUUUGUAGUCUACCAAUUACAGGAUUUUAAUUUUAAUAGAUAGUUAUCUAUGACGUCAAUCCAACACUCUGAAAUACAUUCUUGUCUAGUUA
Molecule: messenger RNA, 1412 nt
Organism: Nelumbo nucifera (sacred lotus)
Lineage: Eukaryota; Viridiplantae; Streptophyta; Magnoliopsida; Proteales; Nelumbonaceae
Product: alcohol dehydrogenase-like 4
Biological process (GO): formaldehyde catabolic process
Cellular component (GO): cytosol
Molecular function (GO): alcohol dehydrogenase (NAD+) activity; zinc ion binding; S-(hydroxymethyl)glutathione dehydrogenase [NAD(P)+] activity
Source: RefSeq, a predicted model, not a curated record